AUGGGGAAAGAGGCUAAUGUGUUGAUGCAGUUGUUGUGGGGGACGCGAUUGAAGCAGAAGAACCGUGGAGCGCAGAAGCUCGGCCCCGGUAACUCCGUCAUUGGCACCUCCGAACGCAAAAGAAUUUCCCGCCCUGCGCUUCGUCCGGGGAACAUAACUCUCGGUGCUCUUCGCCACUUCGUUUCUGCCGAACCUGAACUCGGUCUGCUGUUUAUCCAUCGUUGA
Penicillium daleae is the source of this 225-nucleotide messenger RNA. RefSeq lists its product as uncharacterized. The transcript has 2 exons. The coding region runs from base 1 to 225 and encodes 74 amino acids. Lineage: Eukaryota; Fungi; Ascomycota; Eurotiomycetes; Eurotiales; Aspergillaceae. The record is from RefSeq and is a predicted model, not a curated record.